Messenger RNA from Medioppia subpectinata, 531 nucleotides. The record is from the annotation of a GenBank genome assembly. Lineage: Eukaryota; Metazoa; Arthropoda; Arachnida; Sarcoptiformes; Oppiidae.
GGCCCUAAGAGUAAGCCGUGGCCACAGAAGGGCACCGGCAGAGCGCGUGCCAGAGGUUAUCGGGCGCCGCAAUGGAUCCACGGCGCGUAUGUGACGGGUCCUCGUGGGCCCAAAACUCACUUCUAUUUAUUGCCGUUUCAUAAACGAGUCAAAGGACUCGUAUCGAUGUUGUCGGCGAAGUUGGCUCAGGACGACCUCAAAGUGGUCGAUACACUCGACUCCCUGUCCGCCGAUACCGGCGAACACGUGGAAGAGCUCUGCGAUGCCAGGGGUUGGGGUCCGAGUGUGCUCUUCGUGGACAAGUCGGACAUAUUUCCCCGCAAUAUAUCGGUGGCCACCGAUUCAAUCAAACACAUCAAUCUUAUGCCCGUCUAUGGACUCAAUGUGUUCUCAAUGUUAAAACACGAGACACUUGUUCUCACGUUAGAAGCGGUCGAAGAGAUUGAGAAAAAACUAUUGUUUCAUUUGAAAAGAACUGAUUUAUGGGACGUUAUGUCCAAAAUCAAGUCCUCGAAAGGUUUACAUCUCUAA